Molecule: messenger RNA, 567 nt
Organism: Wallemia ichthyophaga EXF-994
Lineage: Eukaryota; Fungi; Basidiomycota; Wallemiomycetes; Wallemiales; Wallemiaceae
Exons: 1
Coding region: 1-567 (188 amino acids)
Source: RefSeq, a predicted model, not a curated record
AUGGACUUUGUAAAUAUGGCUAAACAAGGCUAUGAGGCGUACGCAGGUAAUAGCGGCGACUCAGGUAACACCUCUUCUGGGCAAGGAUUCGAUUUGAGGUCAGUCCUCGGCAUGGCCAAGUCAGAGCACGGCGAUGAGUCACAGCACUCGUACCUCGAGAAGGCAGUAGGCAUGCUCAACGACAAGCAGGGCGAGAUGAAUGGCCAUGUGGAUGAGGAAGGCUCCGUGCAGGCACAUAACAAGGUUUUUGAAGAGGGCGAUACCAAGGGCGCCUCGCCUCAAGAGCACGGCACUGCUUACGCUAUGAGCCUUUUCAAGAAACACUUUGCUGGUGGAGAAAACCAGACAAACGAGAAAGAUAGCGAUCUCCUCGGAAAAGUUAUCGCCGAGGCUAAGAAAUUGGCUGAUGAACACUUUAGUCAUGGUAGCAGCGACGACAAACAGUCUGCUGUUGACAGCGCUGCAAUGACUUUCGGUAAACUCGUCAUCAAGUCCAAGAUGAGUGGUGGUACAAUUGGAGGAAGUGACUCGGGUGGGCUGAGCAGCCUGGCUAGCAAAUUCCUUUAG